Molecule: messenger RNA, 4464 nt
Organism: Dicentrarchus labrax (European seabass)
Lineage: Eukaryota; Metazoa; Chordata; Actinopteri; Moronidae
Gene: best2
Product: bestrophin 2
Exons: 10
Coding region: 1666-3540 (624 amino acids)
Molecular function (GO): chloride channel activity
Source: RefSeq, a predicted model, not a curated record
CCUCUGACAGAGCAUGAAGCCUCAGUUAACCUUCAACACCACAGUUCAGGAGCGACAACCAGGAGAAACUGACUUUAAUUCAAUUAAAGAUACAAAGAGAAGGAAAAGAUGUGCCACAGCAACACUAAAGAACUAUUAAGAAUGAUGUAGGCAUUGAGCACAGUGGUGGACUAAGUAUUCUAUAGUAAACUCAAUUAAAAGUGUUAAUACAUCAAUGCAAAAGUAUUUGAAGUGAAAGUCCUGCUCUCAAUCCUACUUAAGUAAAAGUACAGAAGUAUUAUCAACUAAAUGUACUUUAAGUAUUAAAAGUAAAAGUAAUUGUUAUGCAAAUUGACCCUGUGACUUGUAUAUUAUAUAUAUAGAGAGAGAUAUUUCAUCAUUGUUGUUAAUGAUGCAUCAAUGCUUAAGUAUUAAUAUUAUUAUAUAAGUAGUAUUUUACUGUUCUGUAAAUGCUUUAUAUACACAUAAAUAUACUAUUAGGUAGUUCCAUCCAGUGGUUCCCAACAUAGGGGUCGGGACCCUUUAAAAAGGUCACAGGAUAAAUCUUAAAUUAUUAUGCUUUAUUAAUGGGGUAGAAGAAUAUGAUUUUGAGACAUUUAUUCAAAUUAUAAAUAAAUUAAGUGAAAUGUCUCUUUGGUGGAAGUGCUCAUGGUCACAAGCCACAAAAGGUUUUAGGAACCACUCUGUUAAGCCUCUGAAAUACAAUACAUUCUUACAGAUUAUCAUAUUUAUUCUUAAUGUAAAACCCUAAUCUGUCAGAUAAAUGUAGUGUAGUAAAAGUAUAAAGUAGCAUAGAAUGAUAAUGCAGUAUGUACAGGACUUUAAUAAUGUACUUAAUUACAUUCCUCCACUGCAGGAGCAUCAGGCACAGCGAGUGUCACUGCUUAAAAUGUCCACCAAGUCAUUUAGUUUGUUGUUGAGUUGUAACAAAUGAUUUCCUUUAAAAAAACAAUGUCCUGGUGGGAAAUUGCACUGGGAACAAGUGGGAUUAUUAUCCCCCACAGGGAGUUUUUUUCUUGUUCUAUGAAAAGCUAAAGUUUAAAAAGAUGAAUGAGACCAAACGACACAAGACGCAUCUCAUUCCAGUCAGUUGUUAUAUUGCAGGAACUAUAUAUGUAAUGUUGUUUAAGCCACAACAAUUAUAAUUAUAAACCUGUAACCGGGGAAAUUGGUUGUUGUUUUCAUAUCACUUAACACGAAAGUUUGCCAUGCUCCACUUGUUCCUGUUUCAUAAUUCCCUGCUGUACUGUACGCUCCUGUGCGCUCCUUGUGCCCCGGCGCUGCGGCCUGUCGCUUGUGGUCCAUCACCGAACCGCGCUCUCCCGGUCGGGGGCCGCGCUAACGAGCUCCUCCUCCUCGUUUUGGGGAUUUACCCCGGGGCGCACUGACCACUGGACGCACCGUGGAGGCUCCGAGGAUUACUGCCAUGCAGCAGAGCGAGCCUCCAGUUAACCGAGCUGACGCCAGGGGAUAUCAGGGUUAUGAGCGACGGCGAAGAAACACCACUGCUGAGCACCGAGAAGACUACGCUGCUGAGUGAAAACAUGAAUUGACCUCUCCAUUUGUGCCAAUUACGCACAGAGAUGCGCUGAGCAAUCGGCGGCUCAUCAAGAAAACACACCACGAAAGCUCUUAUGCUGAGGACCUGUAAUCUGGCUGUCACCAAUGACUGUCACCUACACAGCCAGAGUUGCAAACGCCCGUUUCUGUGGCUUCUCCAAGCUGCUUUUGGCCUGGAAAGGUAGCAUCUACAAGGUGUUGUACAAAGAGUUCCUGGCUUUCUUUGCCAUGUACACAGCCAUCAGCAUCACUUACAGAUUUUUCCUGUAUGAUGACCAGAAGAGGUAUUUUGAAAAGCUGGCAAUUUAUUGCAACCACUACGCCAGUCUCAUCCCUAUGUCCUUUGUACUGGGUUUCUAUGUGACCCUGGUAGUGAACCGGUGGUGGAGCCAGUACACCAGCAUCCCGCUCCCCGACAGGCUCAUGUGCGUCCUGUCGGGGGGCCUCCAGGGGAGCGACGAGCGAGGCCGCCUGCUAAGACGAACCAUGAUGCGCUACGCCAGUCUGUCAGCCCUGCUCAUCCUCCGCUCCGUCAGCACGGCUGUAUUCAAACGGUUCCCCACCAUGGACCACGUGGUGGAGGCUGGAUUCAUGUCAAGAGAGGAACGGAAGAAGUUUGAGGGUCUCCACUCUCCUUAUAACAAAUACUGGAUCCCCUGCGUUUGGUUCACCAACCUGGCAGCUGUGGCCCGCUGCGAGGGCAGGAUCAAAGACGAUCACACGCUCAAACUACUGCUGGAGGAACUGAAUGGGUUCAGAGGGAAGUGCAGCAUGCUGUUUCAUUAUGACAUGAUCAGUGUUCCCCUAGUCUACACUCAGGUGGUGACUUUGGCAGUUUACAGUUUCUUCCUGGUGUGUCUAAUCGGUCGCCAGUUUCUGGACCCCAGUCAAGGAUAUCCAGGUCACGACCUCGACCUCUACGUUCCCAUCUUCACCCUGCUACAGUUCUUCUUUUAUGCUGGGUGGCUCAAGGUUGCAGAGCAGCUGAUCAACCCUUUCGGAGAAGAUGAUGAUGACUUUGAGACCAACUGGCUGAUAGACAGAAAUUUCCAGGUGUCCAUGAUGGCGGUGGACGAGAUGUAUGGAGAUCUGCCUAUGAUGGAGAGAGAUCGCUACUGGAAUGACUCCAACCCCAGACCCCCCUACACCGCUGCCACGCUCUUUGUCCUCCGCAAACCCUCCUUCCAGGGGUCCACUUUUGACAUGGCGAUCCCUAAAGAGGAGAUGCACUUCCAGCCUUUGGAGGACAUUGCUGAGAACCUGGAGGAGUCAGGCAAUCGUCACCCCAACAUGGCCCUCUUCAACCGUCUUCUCAACGCAGCUCCCUCCCCAACUGGCUUCAUGGGAGGGGCUCUGCGGCGUACCUCAGCACAACUUCAGAGGCUACGCCACUCCCCCAGCAUUGACCAGUGCACCAGCGAUGAUGAUGACGAUGAAAGCUGUAAAAUAGGUAAAGGUGGGUCCCUGCCGUCAGGGCUGGGGCAGGAAACUCAGAGUACUGUGUGCAGUUUCAGGGAGGAGAAGAGUGUCAGAACACCUCUGCUGGAGAUUCAGUUUGGGGCGGAGCAGGAGAGGCGUGGGGGGCACCCUGCCGUCAAUGACAGGAAAGAAGUGGAGGGGAGUUAUGAAGAGCUGCAGAUGAGAGAGGAAAGCGGGAAACCAGAGAGUACCAAGGAGGAGACCCAUUCUGUGUCACUGCUUUCUCCUCCCCCCCGCUCCUCAAGAGAGACUUCCACUCGACCAGUCUCCGCCAUUAGCAUCACCUCCCAUCACCCCUCUGCCUUCCAGUUUCACCCGGCUGUCCACUCCAGUCUGGAGCACUGCAGCUCUCAGCCAGCUAUCAACCAGAACAGAGCUGUGGCUGCCAUUCUCAAACCUCCCUUUGGUAGAAACAAGAUGUCUUUACUCACUGUACCAUCUUACGAUGAACCUCAGCGCUUUCGCAGUGUGAGCAUGGGAUCAGAGCUCACUGGGCCUUAGGUGGACAAUAGGUUGUGAUGUUCCCAUGAACGUUUGACUGUAUGAAACCAUAAUGCUUGAUUCAAUGCACGUUUUCACAAGUGAAAUUAGUCAUAGAUUUGGAACUGUGCUUCCACUUUUACUUUGAAUCUGCAGCACUUUUGUUGCAGAAUUAUAAGUUUUUAAGAUAUUAAAGAUGGUUAAAGAUGUACUACCGGAUGUUGUUGAAGAAAGAAUUAGCUUCCCAUGUUUCCAGAAGAGAAAACUCUCCUCACUGGUGAUGUUUAAAAAGUCACCUGUGAACUGUACAACUUUUCUGGGACCUGGGAGGAAAGUUCUGUAUUUAAAGGCAGUAUUGAGUACUUUAAAGGAAUACUCUGGCAAUUUGGAAGAUUUGUGGUCUUACUGAGUGUGUGACAAAAAAAUAUGAAUUUAAACUGUAUAUUCAAUAGCCUACAGACAUUAUAUGUUUGUGCUAAGUUAGCGAGGCUACCUGCGCACAAAAGAGAUGAAAUAUGAAGUCAAUUGUUUCUCAAACUUGAGGAGUUUGUGUUUAAAGGAAAAUGUUUUUCUGGUUUUCCAGUUAUCUGCACAUUAUAUUGUCAAACAUUAAUAUCCUUAUUGUCUGUUACUACUGAAGUCUGUCCUACUACUUAAGCAUUACCGAAAAGUUUGGCCAGAAAAUGGUGCUAAAAUUAUGACAAAAUGACAUUUUUCUUUGUUCGCUUUAUUUUCUUUGAUUAGUCAAAUAUUCCUGCAAAUAGAAUGAUUCCUAAUGUAUUAUCUUGUAUAUUUUCAAACAUUUAAUUUAAACAAAUAUUGAAUGAUAUUAAUGAGAUAAGAACAGUUUUACAUGAAUGACAAAUAAUCUUUUUUUUUUUUUGCAUUAUUACUAAUUGUAUCUUACCUGCAGUAAUAAAUGUAUAUUAUACAUUGAAGAAUGGA